Messenger RNA from Capsicum annuum, 1292 nucleotides. Its product is annotated as agamous-like MADS-box protein AGL19. The transcript is spliced from 7 exons. Gene Ontology annotation, molecular function: RNA polymerase II cis-regulatory region sequence-specific DNA binding; protein dimerization activity; DNA-binding transcription factor activity, RNA polymerase II-specific. Gene Ontology annotation, biological process: positive regulation of transcription by RNA polymerase II. Gene Ontology annotation, cellular component: nucleus. Bases 459 to 1100 code for a protein of 213 amino acids. The record is from RefSeq and is a predicted model, not a curated record. NCBI's taxonomy places the organism in Eukaryota, Viridiplantae, Streptophyta, Magnoliopsida, Solanales, Solanaceae.
CUGUCAGUUUGUCUAAUGUUAGUGCUUCUUUGCAAGUUUACCAAAAGAAGAAAAUAUAUGAGGUUUUGCUUCUUACAAGUCUUUCCUUAAUCAUUUGCCUAUUUAUAUCUAUUCUUUCUAUCUCUAGUGGUUGUAUACAACUCAAAGAGGAAAAUUUGAUAAAAAUAGCAAAAAAAAAAAUGCCUUCUUCCUUAUUGUCUUUUUAGGGUUUUCGAUCCUUUAAUCCAAAAAAAAAUAAAUAAAAAAAAAUCUUUGUUUUUGUUCCCUUUUCUAUCUUCUAGAUCUGAAAAAUCAAAAGCCAGUAUUUUCUUGAGUUAUUUCUUUGUAUUAUUUGAAAGUAAUUUGGACCUUCUAAGAGUUUACAAUAUCUUCAAUUUUCACUUGUAGAAUCUUUUUUAAAAUUUUUUCAUUUCAAUUUUUCCUCUUUUUGCACUUGAGUUUUUGUGAAGUACAAAAAAAUGGUGAGAGGAAAAACUCAGCUGAAAAGAAUUGAAAAUGCAACAAGUAGGCAAGUGACUUUCUCAAAACGAAGAAGUGGACUUCUAAAAAAAGCCUUUGAGCUUUCAGUUUUAUGUGAUGCUGAAGUUGCUCUUAUUAUUUUCUCUUCAAGAGGAAAGCUUUAUGAGUUCUCAAGUUCAAGUACACACAAGACAAUAGAACGCUAUCAGAAGAAUGACAAGAGCCUGGGACAAUUCAACAGAAAACUACCUGAUCAACUUACCACUGAGCAUUUGAAAGAGGAGAUUGCAACCAUGACUAGAAAGCUCGAGUUUCUUGAAGACUCCAAAAGAAAGCUUUUAGGACAAGGUCUAGAAUCUUCCACCUUGGAUGAGCUUGAACAGGUAGAAGAACAGUUGGAAAGAGGUUUAAGCAACAUUAGGGCAAGAAAGAACCUGUUAUUCAGGGAACAGAUUGCUCAAUUGAAGGAAGAGGGAAAAAUCCUAUUGAAAGAAAAUGCAGACUUGAAGAAAAGGUCUGAGAUGCUAUCAUUGACUUUGACAACAAUUGCUAAAGAAAAGAAAGAUGAUGGAAGACAAAUUAUGGAAGUAGAGACAGAGCUCUUCAUUGGACUUCCAGAUACUAGAAAAAACUCCUAUUAACUUUUCUUUGAAUUGUAAUUAUAAUUUAUAGAGUUGUAAUAAAAACUAAAUUACUCUUAGUAUAGUUUUUUUUCCCCGUCUAUCAUCAAGUUAUUUGUUAAUAAUAAUGAUCAAAAUGAUAGCUCUGCCGAGAGAAAUGUAUAUAUGUAUACAUUUUAUUUGCUUUUAUAAUUAACGUUUUCUUUAUCUUAA